AUGACAACAGAGAGAGCAGACUAUGAUGGAGCAGGAGAGUCCGUGUAUCAGUUUUGGGACGAAAGUGAUGAUGGAAUUUAUGAGCGUGGAUAUGAAGAGAACGAAACGAAUUCAUUAAAGCUGCGCAACUUUGUUGAAGAUGAUCUGUACCAGUCUGAUGGGCAGAUGCAUUAUAGGAACGAAGAGGAGAUGAGGCUUAGGUAUGGACGAAAGAAGAAGGAGAAAAGAAAGAAGAAGAAGAAUGACGAGAACAGAAGACCGUCGAACAGGAAGAUAGUGAAUCUGCCUGCAUCGCCACCGUAUGUUCGAUUUGUUGAUGGAGAAGAGCGACUGUGCUUUAAGUAUGUGACAAAGGUAAGUGAGUCUGCAAGGGAUGCUAUGCCGAAGGCAGAUCUUGAGGAUAAUGAGUUUUGUGUGAGGUUUGAUCUUGACAGUGUUGACAUUGGCAAACUAAAUGAGAAGUUCAAGGCAGACAAUUGUGUGUAUCCGAGGGCGAAUCUUCCGAACGAAAUGUACACUGGGAAUCGAUGGGGAUUUGAGACGGAGUGCAAUAGACUUGCAUGGCAGUUUGUUUCGCUGAAUCCAGUUUUGCUGUAUGGAAAGAAAGGGCUUAUACAGAGAGCGGUAGACUCGUACAGGACGAUUAACAAGCAGAGCAGAAACAAGAAGGUGAUAAGGGAGGAUCGGUUUCCAAAUGAUAUUGAGAAAAGAAGACAUGUGUCUGGAGCACCGUCAACAGUUACGAUCCAGUGGAUAAACAGGGGAAUUCCUAAGAGAUGUAAGAUCCAGAUGAACAUUGAUAACAUCAACUAUGAAAAGAUUGACGAGGAAUUCAAGUCGAAAUUUUCUGUGUUUAUGGAUGACUUUGAUGAUAAGUCGUUUGGAAAGAGCAAGUGGGAAAGCUACAAUGCAGACAAUGAGCUUGCAGUGAAGAUUGCAUUCUUGAAUGUUGAGAACACGUCUUUUUGGAAUGCAAUCAAGGCGCUUGACAAGACAACAGUGAUGAAGAAAGCGAUUGAAGCAUACAGACAGAAGAAGGAGGAGUAUAUGAGCUCUGAGGAUGACACAGAGAUGUCUGAUAUUGUGACGAGUACUCUUGAGAAUGCAUCUGUAGACAUGAAGAGCAGUAAUGCGGAGAGUUUCUACUUCUGUAAUUGA
Messenger RNA from Ordospora colligata OC4, 1158 nucleotides. RefSeq lists its product as uncharacterized. The record is from RefSeq and is a predicted model, not a curated record. Lineage: Eukaryota; Fungi; Microsporidia; Ordosporidae. The coding region runs from base 1 to 1158 and encodes 385 amino acids. The transcript has a single exon.